AUCAGCGAGUGCUACGGUCCCGUGUUCACUGUCCACCUGGGCACUCGGAGGAUCGUGGUGCUGUGUGGAUAUGAGGCUGUAAAGGAGGCUCUGGUGGACCAGGCUGAGGAAUUCAGUGGGCGAGGCCAGCAGGCCACCUUUGACUGGCUCUUCAAAGGCUAUGUUGCCUCUCCCCCAAUUCCCUUCUCCCCCCUGUUCCCAGGUGCCUUCAUCGAUCCCACCUUCUUCCUGAGCCGAACUGUCUCCAAUGUCAUCAGCUCCAUUGUCUUUGGGGACCGCUUUGACUACGAGGACAAAGAGUUCCUCUCACUGCUGCGCAUGAUGCUGGGAAGCUUCCAGUUCACAGCUACAUCUACAGGGCAGCUCUAUGAGAUGUUCUCCUCAGUGAUGAAACACCUGCCGGGGCCACAGCAGCAGGCAUUUAAGGAGCUCCAGGGGCUGGAGGACUUUAUAGCCAAGAAGGUGGAGCAGAACCAACGUACACUGGAUCCCAACUCCCCGCGGGACUUUAUUGACUCCUUCCUCAUCCGCAUGCAGGAGGUACAUGCCAGCAGGCACUCCAACUCUGGUCUUUCAGACUCUAAGGGUACUGAAGUGUUUCCUAUGCUGGGCUCCGUGCUAAGAGACCCCAAGUUCUUCUCCAACCCUGGAGAUUUCAACCCUCAGCAUUUCCUAGAUGAGAAAGGGCAGUUUAAGAAGAAUGAUGCUUUUGUGCCAUUCUCCAUUG
Molecule: messenger RNA, 727 nt
Organism: Myotis davidii
Lineage: Eukaryota; Metazoa; Chordata; Mammalia; Chiroptera; Vespertilionidae
Product: cytochrome P450 2A13
Exons: 5
Biological process (GO): coumarin metabolic process; xenobiotic metabolic process
Cellular component (GO): cytoplasm; intracellular membrane-bounded organelle
Molecular function (GO): iron ion binding; oxidoreductase activity, acting on paired donors, with incorporation or reduction of molecular oxygen, reduced flavin or flavoprotein as one donor, and incorporation of one atom of oxygen; heme binding
Source: RefSeq, a predicted model, not a curated record